GUCUUCGUGACCGUGGGCACGACGGAGUUCGACGCGCUCGUCGCCGCGGCGACGGCGCCGCCCUUCCUGGCGCGGCUCGAGGCCCUGGGCUUCGCCUGGCUGCGGCUCCAGGUCGGCCGCGGCGCCGCGCCGCACCUGCCCGCGGCGUCGACCGUGGGCGGCGCGCACGUCUCCUGGUUCCGCUUCACGCGCGACCUGCCCGGCGAGAUGGCCCGCGCGCACAUCGUCGUCUCCCACGCGGGCGCGGGCAGCAUCCUCGAGGCGCUCGAGCUCAAGCGGCGGCUCGUCGUCGUGCCCAACGCCGCGCUCAUGGACGACCACCAGGCCGAGCUCGCCGGCGCCCUCGCGGCGGACCGCCACCUCGUC
Messenger RNA from Aureococcus anophagefferens, 366 nucleotides. RefSeq lists its product as hypothetical. Gene Ontology annotation, molecular function: hexosyltransferase activity. The transcript has a single exon. Gene Ontology annotation, biological process: dolichol-linked oligosaccharide biosynthetic process. The annotation marks the transcript as partial. NCBI's taxonomy places the organism in Eukaryota, Pelagophyceae, Pelagomonadales, Pelagomonadaceae. The record is from RefSeq and is a predicted model, not a curated record.